GUUCACGGCGACCUAAACUUGCGAUCUCCGGUUCGUUCAGGUCGAUUGUUCUUGUUGUUGGUUGAUGCUGUUUGUGAGUUGUGAGUAGCCACGGAGCAGCAGCAGCAGCAGAAAAAAAAAACGCGAUCCCCAAGCCCAGGACAGACCAAACUGCAACGGGGUCCAUUCGGAUUCGAUUUGACUAUCGGGUGCCUACCUAUUCGACGUGUGGCGCGACUUUCGAUUGGUUGUCGUUGUUGUGUGAGCGUCUACCUUCGCUAAAAAGAAGAAGGCCGAAGAGCAUCCCCGCGUGAAAUCCGCUGUGUGACCGAAUCUUGCUGGCAGGUUGCGCGCAAAACAUCCCACACGUCACCCCUCUUUUUUUUUAUCUGCCUUGUUGUUUGAGACGCCUGUGGACAUCAUCAGCCGCGGUGUGGAUCUUCGGGGUGGUUUUUCCGCGUCGCGUUGCGUGUUAAUUUGGUUACGAUUGUUGGCAUUUUGUUUUAUCAUUUUUUUUAUCGGUGAUCUGUGUAGUACAGUGAAGACAAAUAUUGUUCGAAGCACUUUCAGUGGCGUCUUUUUUUAAUCCGGUGAGCGAAAGGCGCUCGAAAAAGUAAUUGUCAAGUGUGUUAAGUUGCGGAUUGAAUGUCCCUGAAGAGAAAAGUGAAUCUCGAAUCACGUGUGGUGACCUCGAGCUCCCUGCAAUAAAACCAAGUGGCAGUUACGCAAAGAAGGGAAAAAUUAUCGAAAAAUUCAGUAACAAUUACGAGUUCGAGUCAAGCAUUCGGCCAGACGACGCACACUUCUCAGAUCAGCAUCCACAAAAUGGCUCGACUACUGGUUCUGCUGCUAUGCAUUUCCAUGACGACCACUCAGAAGCCAAGCAGUUUCAACUUCAAAGAGAAAGAUGUGGACCCCCAGUUACAGGAAAUCCAACGGCAGAAUCAAAUCACUCAGAAGAUUCUGCAGCGCUACCUAGAACGACGGUUACACCCAAACCGGAAACCCCAGAUCCGGGUGCCGUCGGUUGAUGAAAUUCUAGCCAAAUCGCUGGCUUCCGGUUCGAUCCGGGAUACCCGGCAGCAAAACCAAACGCUACUGUCCGGAGGUGGCGGCGGACAGUCCAGCAAUUCGUUUCUCAAGGGUUCAGCCGGAAGUCGGUACAGUUUGUUUAGCGAUUACAACAGCCGACAGUACGAUCGAGACCUGGAGGGUGAAGAUGGGCUGGAUGGGGAGCAGCAGGAGCAAGGGGAUCGAUCUCGACAGCAAGAUGACUACGAUAUGAUGAGCGAUCAGGAUCUGGACCAGUAUGAUGAUCUGGGUGCGUCGUUAGACAAUGAUCACAUUGAUAUCGAAUCGCUUCAGUCAGGUGAAUCGGAGCAUGUCGAUUCGUUCUAUCGGGAGAAGGCUUACCGGCAGAGAGCUUCUCAGCUCUCAGAGGACUACGGAACGUUGCUGAGGAGGACGGCUCUCGACGAAGAUUUUGUAGAUGAUCCGGAGGUGAGCAUUUUGAGCGAGAUCACAAACGAGGUGCGCCGGCUGACCGCAGCUGAGAAGAACUCCGGCAAGGGUCGGGAGAGUUCAGAUUUGGCCGAUCAGAUCCGACCGACGAAAACGAUUCGCGCCAAACGACAGGCCAUUAAUAAUCGCACCAACCGGAGAAGUAGAAUUACCCAACGCAAUGAACCGUCCAUUACGAAUAGGAUCGAUUCGAGGUACUAUCUGUCGGAUGACUACAUCGAUUACGUGACGACUCCGAGAUUGAGCAACAAUCUGCGCGAUAACUACGAUAACUAUAGGCUGCUGUCCAAGAGUCGGGUGUCGGUAAAUGAUAUUAGAACAACAAGGCCGAGAACUCAGACCCAGAGCACUCUGAAUCGUAACACGGCCCGAUCGCGCAAUACUUUGAAAUCGCUAGCUUACAAGCCUAACAAUUACAAUGCCAACACGAGAAGACCCUCGUUUACUCUUUCGGCAACCUAUGGCCUGAACAAUAAGACACCGACCCGAAGCAACGGUCGUCGUCGUGCUAAUACUCGUGGAUCCUAUCAGAAGGAGGAAGAUCAGCGAGUUAAUAGAUUCGGCUACACAAGUGCUCGCGAAGAUUGGCGCAAGAAGACUGUUACCCUUGGCAGCAGUAGUAUUCAGCCAAGUACUCCGGCUCUUACUGUGACCUUCCACCUUCCAACUGACAGCACUGUAUCCGUUAUCGCAAACUCCAAAACCGAGAUUAGCCUGAUCAAAACCACAACCACUAGUAUUGAGGAAAUCUGCACCUCAUGUUUCUCAUUGACCCAAGGCCCCAAUGGCCAACCCGUCAACGUUCUGAACAAAGAAAUCACCUCCUUCAAUAGAGAUGGACUCGUAGAAGUUACGAAAUUCAUCUUAAGUUCGACCCCAACGACCACGAUAUCUGUUUCACAAAACACUUUCCGUGGACGAUCAACGGCUUACUCGGCUACAAUCACCACGACCAUCUACGAAGCCACUCCCUUCGUUCAAACCAAGGGAAACAAUCAGAACAGUGCAGUCCUUUCGAACGCUCCUCUAGCCAACAUCCUCCUAUCCCAACUCCUAUUAGGAAACCUUGGAGUCGGUGCCGAACCCAACUUCGCCCCCAUCAAAACCGAGUUCAUCCAAGACCCCAACCGAUAUUCGGUGAUCCUCACCACGACCACUGAACUUAAAACACAAGUCAAAGAAGUCGUCACCACCGUUACCCAAACGAAAUCAAUCGUGCUGCCAGUUACUUUCCAAGGCCGAGAAAUCCUAACCACAAUCUACGACACAGAUGUUGCUCCAACAGUCCUUACAUCCUACAUCACCGAAACUCUUACCGUUCCAACGGUUUCAACCAUCCGAAUUCAGCAAUCAACCGAUGAUCUAUCAAACAAACUCAGCCUUCUCCUCCCGCUCCUAGAAGAGCGGCAACGUCAAAAUCAGCUCCUGUCGGCAGCAGCGAUAGCUGCAGAACCUGUUCCGGUGCUACCAAUCGUUUCGACGGCUCCGCCUUCGGCCUCCAGUAUCCUGUCCAGUGCUUCCGUGUCCAAGGUGUACGUUUCAGGGCAGCAUCCGGGCGAAUUCAGUGUGUCCUUCACCACCAUCCUGAAUUCGUAGAUUGGGGCGUAGAUCACUGGGCGCGAGUCAUUUUCUAGGAUAACAAAAACCCUUUUUUAACUAAAAAAACGAGCCCUCAGUUUAGUAGCAGAAACUGAAAAAUUUCAAAUUUAGUCAAACACACCACAUAGUUGUGACCUCGGUAUUGUGCUAGGAUGACUGUAUCAACAAACUGAGUCGAUUUGGGGUCGUUGGGGACUUUAAUUCGAAUCUCAUCUAUGAUUUUUAAGAGAGUUUUGAAGUAACGUUUAGGUAUAUGAGUAAAUUUUCACUUUAAGGUUUGUAUGAGAGAAUUAAAUAUUUUUCCCUGAAAAAUCGACAACACUUUUCUUUUUUUUUUGUGGAAUUUUUUGUGAACGUUAUUUUUACCGAAUUACCAACCCUUUAAAGGAAAAUUUCCAUUUAUGGAAGGCCGUAGCUUUUAUCUUACAAGACAAAUAGUUUAUAACUGUCGAAUAGGAGUAUGUUUUUUGGCAAUGAAAAACAAUCAAUUUAACUGACAUCACUGCUGGUGCCAAGCGAAGUAUUGAAUGCUUAGUGAUACCUCACACCUCACUAGGCAGUAGCAGUGAUGUCAGUUGAUUUGAUUGUAUUUCAAUGGCAAAAGACAAUCCCCUAAUCAAAAUUUUAUAUUUUUUUCAUGUUAGAUACUAAAUUACGGUAUUGAACAAAGUUGUCAGCGGAAAAUGUCCUUCAAGGAUAUUAAAAAAAGGCACAAAAAACGUUUACAGGCAUGGUUACUCAGAAAAAUAGGUAGAAUACGUACACGUUAGUUUAAAUCACUGCCAAAAAUCAUGGACCGAAACAAAAUUGUUUACAUCACAGGGUUUAAGAAAUUCAAAAUAACCUCAAAUCGACUAAGUUUACUGUUUCACCAUGAAGUUUGUAUUCAGAAUCAAUCCUUAUUUGAAAAAAAAGAUUUUUUUUAUAGAAAAUUAUUGGCAUUGGCUCUGAUUUAUUUCUGAACUCUGACUCUGAAAUUUUUUACAAACAC
Molecule: messenger RNA, 4090 nt
Organism: Uranotaenia lowii
Lineage: Eukaryota; Metazoa; Arthropoda; Insecta; Diptera; Culicidae
Exons: 5
Coding region: 805-3096 (763 amino acids)
Source: RefSeq, a predicted model, not a curated record